GUGGAGUCGGACAUCCUGCGCCGGGUCCGGACGCUGCUGCGAGAGCUGGACGGGCACCACCCGGCCUGCCAGUGUGACCGAGGGAUGCUGCGAUGGACCCUGCAUAAAAAAAUCGACCAGAAUCCCAGUAACAGCUCUGUCCUGGUCAGGAUCCUGGUGAAGGAGCUGGAAAGGGCAGAGCGGGGUGACUUCAGGCAUUACAUCAUCCCCUUGCUGCACACCCUGAUGUACACCUUGAUCAAGGCUCCCUGCAUCUCUGAGGAGCUCUGUGGCAGAGUCUACGACUUCUGCAAGAAGCUGCUGACCCUGCCCAAGCCUUUCUGCACCAUUGGGCUGGACUAUGCCACCAGGCUGAAGGUGGAGAGGACAGCACCAGGUACCUUGUACCAAAGAAUGGUCAUUUCUGAACAAAGCCUCAAAAGCGAUCCAUACCCUUACCAGGAAAAGAUUUUCAUCUUUGCUGACCCCGAGCUGCUCUCUGAAGCCAUCUGCAACGCUCUGCUCACCGACACAGAGGCAGCUCAGGUGUCCCAGAGCCCCCGGGCGUGCAUGUGCUGCGUGAUCAGCCACGCCAUGCAGGCGGCCCUGGGCGAGGGCUGCGACCUCGGCGCCCUGAAGGGCAGACUCCAGGAUAUGCCCAUGAGCGAGGUGGAGCACUGGUUCCAGCAGGUGGUGGUGGCAGUGGAGUGUGCAGGAAGCGAGGGGAGCACAGCCCGUGGCCAGCACACAGCCAGGCUGGAGGAGAUCUACCGGGCCCUCCUCAGCUCCUCGCAAGCAGGCAAUGCUCCCCUGGGAGGGCUGCAGGACACACCUCUGCCCAACCCCACCAUCAGCUUUCACCUCUGGACAGAAGACAACCAGCUCUGGAAGGAAUUGGUGCUGUUCAUCCGCCCGCUCUCACAGAGCUGCGAGCCCGACUGCCUCGGCCAGGACCUGGACAACUUCGAGAUCCAGGACAACAUCUCAGACUGUGAAUGCUGUGAGCAGACCCGCUUCUCUGUCCUCUCCACCGACAGUGGGAUUGAACGAGACCUGCCCGUGGCUGUGGAGGAGCCCUUGGCCCCUUGCGGCGCCGAAACGGAGCAAUCCCGGCUGCACAGGAGGGGCGGCAUUAAAAAAAAGCCAUCACCACUGGAGAGUGUGGCCUUCCUGCAGGCUGGCUGCAGCAGUCCCGGGGUGAAGCCCCCAGUGAAGCUGCAGAAGAGAUCAGGAGUCCCCCAGGAUGCUGCAGCCCCGCUCCAGAGGCUGCACACUGCCCGCAUCGUGCUGCUGGGGGAUGACCGCAUCCUGGGGCGCCUGGCCCAGGCCUACCACUCUCUGAGGAAACGGGAAACACGGCGGGUUUUCCUGACUCCCAGGCUGAACCUGCAGUUCUACUACAUCCCGGUGGUGGCAGGGCAGCCAAACACCUUGGCUGUUGUGGACCACCCUUCCAGCAGCCACGAGGAGCUCUGUGAGGUGGCCAGGUACCUGGGCAGGGCCGACCCGUGGUACGAGAGCAACAUCAACACCCUGUGCCACGUGAUUCCCAAGCUGGCCACCAUGCCUCCCUCGCCAAGCAAACACCUCGUGACCGAUCUGUUCAUCACAGACGUCAUCGCUUACUACGUCCGCAUGGGCCUCCAGCCCGUCUGCUUCCAGGUCUAUGCUGUGAAGAUUUUCUUCAACGACCCGGCACAGGAGCCGGCUGAGGACGUGUUCCUCACGGAGCUCUGCACCCAGGGGCAGGACAGCAUCUCCCACAGAGAGUUAAGCAUGACCAAGAAGAAAACAACCCUGGAUGGCCCUGGCAUAGAUCUCACAGUAACAUACAGAAAGGUCGUGGUGAGUGAGCGGGAGAAGGAGCUGGACAUGUCCCUGCGCUCCACAGGUCUGGUGAUGAAAGCCAUCCCUUCUCAGGAGGCUGAAGACCUCGUGUGUCUGAAUGUGACCAUCACUGAAAUCAUCAGGACCAGCAACUUGUCAGGACGGUCGUUCUCAGCUGUGGCAAACAGGUUGAAAACACGAAAUAUCACGAUCAGGAGCACAGAGCAGAGACCCUUCACGGUGCGUCUGGAUAAGGACAGCAGAAGAACCUACAGGAAUGUGAUCAGCCUGGAAGUGUCUCCUUGCCUAGAGCCCAGCUACUGCUUGCAAAAGACAAGGACCAUGAAAUUCAGCCUUCACGAAACAGGAGACGUGGGGCUUGUGAAAUACAUGCCCAAGUCUCUGCUCCUGCCCAUCAACACGUUUGCAGGCGUCACGCAGUGAAGAAAACGAGAGAAAGCUGCUGUGGGAGAUGUGACAUUGGGGCAUCACAGAGGACAUGGAAAAAGAAAACACACUAAAAGGCACCAAUGGUGAUUUUACAAUGGUAAUGAUGGGAAAAGCUGCGAGAGCAGGGGUGGAUAGGGCUCGGGGUGACAGCCAUGCCCUGCUGGGUGACAGUGUGACCAUGGCUAACAGCCCCCUGCCAAGGGGCAGAGUCUUGCUGCAGAACUGAGUUUUAACCUUUUGCACAAGUCAGGGGAAACCUCUGAGCUUCUUCAUUUCAGGAAGACUGGGUAGAAAACCUGGCUGAGGUGGUGGUGCUUGCUGUGCUGUGCAUCCCAGGGCAGUUGCUGGCAGUAAUAUUUAUUGUGGUGAUGUCUCACAGCCCAGCACGGGAUCAGGGCCUGACUGCCGGGGUCUGCACAGCAAACUCUUCAUUCUGGCACAGGGUGAUGUAUUUGGGCAAACCAAAUUCCCUGCCUGAUUUAGGGAAGCCUGGCCACAAUGUGUGUUCAAUGAGGCUUCUCUGGAAGUCAGUGGAAAACCUCCUGUUGUUUCAAAGGGCUACAUGGGAUAACAAUGAAUGGGGGACAUGGGAAAUCUGCUGCCAUAUUUGGCAGUGAGGAACAGGGCAAGAACUGCUUGUGCUGCCCAGGAAGUGCUGUGGGAUAUGCUUGGCUCUGCUCGAAGCAGAGACCUUCACUGAGCAGAUAUGGAGGCUGCACAGGAGCUCUUGGACAUCUGAGCUGCAACUUGGAGUCCACCUGGGAUUUCACUGUGGUUUCACUAUACACCCUCUCUGCAUCUUGUCUGGAACCUCACGAGUGCUGGGUGCGUUCCUCCAGUUGUACAUCCUGGGAACAACCUCCUACAGUCCCAGCAGGACUGGACCUCUCCCAUGAGGUCAGCCAGCAAUGUCUCAGUGUUCCAGCCUGCCUUGCAGUCCUGGUUUGGUCUGUGCCUGCUGCAUUGUGCAGAGGAGUGCUCCUGGGAUUGAUGGAUGGGCAGGAUGCCUGAAAGACUUCUUUGUUCCUUUCUCUUGCUGCUCCCAUGGUGUGGAAACCCUUCCCUGGUUUGCAGCUGGGCCAGGCUGAGCAGGGACAGCACAGCUCCUGCUUCCACCAGAAGUUGUGGAGUGAGUCAGAGUGACCCAGUGUUCAGGAUGAUCCAGGAGGAGGACCUUGUCUUCAUUCCAGUUUUUGGCUGAGUGAAAUAAUGGAUGCAAUACCGUGUGUGUUUAUUGACUUUCUGAAUGUGAUCUGUGGUUUCUGGAGUCCAGGGAGUCCCCCAUAAAUUCACAUUGGAGGAAUUUUGGGACAUUCCUUCUAUGACACUAUCAUUUCUUUAUUCUCUUGGCUCCCAAAAACUCAUUACCUGGGCUGCCUUCACUCAGGGGUGCUUGCUUGGAUCACCAGCCCAAAGAAAGUGUGAAAGUGUCCUUUAGCUUUGUAGGUGUACAUAACAGCUCUCCCCAGUCAUCUCUGGCUGACACUGCUGGGGAAUCCCUGGAGCCAGCUCCAUGCUCCAGGGUGAUGCCAACCAGCUGCAGUGACACUGGCAAAUCCUUAUUUAGCCCCAACAGAUGGAACAAAUCCACCCCUCUGGCCUGUCUGUGCCAGGUCUGCCCAGCCGGAGCUGCACCUCUGGAAAGUCACUUCUGUUUAACCACCCACACCUGGAACAAGGAGCCCACCUCCAGAUAUCCCAGUCUGGGGGACUGGAGAGGAGUUUCCCUUCAGCAGAACUGCUCUCAGCUUGUGGGUUGUCUUGGCUGGUUAGGCCCCAUGGAAAUCUUACCUCUAUUUCUUACCACAUGCAUCAGGGUUUAGGGGUUCAACCCUCCCUGGUCCCUCUCUGUGCCAGCAAGCACAGGGCAGCUGUGUUCCCUCUCCUGUCACCUGGCACAGCAGGCAUUGCCCUUUCCUGUUCCCAAGCUAAAGGUUGAUUUGCUCUCACUUUGGGUGUGUCAUGUCACCCAAAACAACUGCUGAAACACACUCCUGGGGGCACAAGCAGCUCCAGAGCUGUCAGCAGGUGACAGGUUAUUUAGCAGUUUAAAAAGCCACCAGGUCCCAAGAAAUAUUUAAUCCUGAACCUGCACAGUUGGAAGAUCACACUGGGCAACAGCAGCAUGACCAUUUCCAAAGGAAGCUACCUUGGAAUGCUGGCAGAUGUAGCCCCUUGCUCCUGGCAGAGCCAAGCACAGUCCUCAAGCCUUAAUGUCCCCCACAGGAGUGACAAGGCUGCAAGGUCUCAGCCACAGCAUCUGGUCCUUCAGUACUGUUUUUCACCUCAUAAAUCAAAAAUUGUUGAUGUUCACCUGUGCCAGACUUAGGCAGGAAACGUUCUGGUCCUGAAGGAAGCUGAAGGUAGACAGGAGGCUCACAAACAAGUCAGGAACAGCCUGCUUGCACCAGCUGUUCUCCUGUGUGAGCUGGGAUAAUAUGGGGUUUAAGGAGUGACCAGUGGCUCUGCACACAUUUGCCUCUUUGGGGCUUCACUGGGGGUUUUGUGCACCCCAGCACACAAGGAAAAUGCUUAAAAAGCCACAAGACUGUGAGUUGGGUUGGAGUGUGGUCUGUGGCAUCCAGAGUUUACUCUGUACAGUUGUAAAUUAUGUACAUGGAGUAUAAAUUAUUUGUAUAUAUAUGAAUGAUCUGUAUCAGAA
This is a messenger RNA of Neopelma chrysocephalum (saffron-crested tyrant-manakin), 4918 nucleotides long. It is a transcript of the gene PIK3R6, whose product is annotated as phosphoinositide-3-kinase regulatory subunit 6. Lineage: Eukaryota; Metazoa; Chordata; Aves; Passeriformes; Pipridae. Gene Ontology annotation, biological process: positive regulation of MAP kinase activity; G protein-coupled receptor signaling pathway. The transcript has 18 exons. The coding region runs from base 85 to 2250 and encodes 721 amino acids. Gene Ontology annotation, cellular component: phosphatidylinositol 3-kinase complex, class IB. Gene Ontology annotation, molecular function: 1-phosphatidylinositol-3-kinase regulator activity. The record is from RefSeq and is a predicted model, not a curated record.